Drosophila nasuta is the source of this 1037-nucleotide messenger RNA. It is a transcript of the gene Gtpx, whose product is annotated as phospholipid hydroperoxide glutathione peroxidase Gtpx. The transcript is spliced from 4 exons. The record is from RefSeq and is a predicted model, not a curated record. Gene Ontology annotation, biological process: response to oxidative stress. Lineage: Eukaryota; Metazoa; Arthropoda; Insecta; Diptera; Drosophilidae. Gene Ontology annotation, molecular function: peroxidase activity. Bases 123 to 842 code for a protein of 239 amino acids.
GUCACAUCUCGCAUUGACCGAAUAUAUUUAUUUGUGUUUUCGUGCAGUGCCGGUAUCAGUUUUCAUUCGAACUUCAAAACAAUAACUAUUACGAAAUAACUAGAGCGAACUUGUUAUAAAUUAUGAAUAUCAGACACGUUCAAAACAUAUCGCAGCAGGCAUUAAGGUGCUACAGAGCCGUCAACGUAACCAGAAACUUUGCCACAGUUCAGUUGAAUCAGUGUCGUCGCUACUGCGUUGUCCUUUUGCCAUUGGUGCCGCUUGUCAGCAGUGUGCAUUGCAGUGCUGCGGAUAUCGCAACGAAGUCACAAUACUCUACAGCAGCUGCCCUCGACAUGUCUAGCGGAGAUUACAAGAACGCCUCGUCCAUCUACGAGUUCAGCGUGAAGGACACACACGGCAACGAUGUCUCGUUGGAGAAGUACAAGGGCAAAGUCGUCUUGGUGGUCAACAUUGCCUCCAAGUGCGGCCUGACCAAGAACAACUAUCAGAAAUUGACCGAUCUGAAGGAGAAGUACGGUGAACGCGGUCUGACCAUUCUCAACUUCCCUUGCAAUCAGUUUGGCUCUCAAAUGCCCGAGGCUGAUGGUGAGGCAAUGGUCUGCCAUCUGCGCGACUCGAAGGCCGACAUUGGCGAGGUCUUUGCCAAGAUUGAUGUUAAUGGUGAUGAUGCUGCUCCGCUUUACAAGUACCUGAAGGCUAAGCAGACCGGCACCUUGGGCAGCGGUAUUAAGUGGAACUUUACCAAGUUCCUGGUGAACAAGGAAGGCAUCCCAGUUAAUCGCUAUGCACCCACCACCGAUCCUAUGGACAUUUCCAAGGAUAUUGAGAAAUUGCUGUAGAUCUCUAGCUUCUAAGCAUUAUACGACUUUCAUUAUAUAGCUUUCGUCAUGUCGUCGUUUUCGACUUUAGCUUACAACUUACAACUUAGUUCUGUAGCUGGUACAAAUUGUACCCGUAUUUAUGGUGUUAGAUGCCUUUUUGUCAUGGAUCACACAGUUAAUCUUUAAAUAAACUUUGCUAAACACUACAUCAAA